Messenger RNA from Tigriopus californicus, 3617 nucleotides. It is a transcript of the gene Myo31DF, whose product is annotated as unconventional myosin ID-like. Gene Ontology annotation, biological process: actin filament organization; vesicle transport along actin filament. NCBI's taxonomy places the organism in Eukaryota, Metazoa, Arthropoda, Copepoda, Harpacticoida, Harpacticidae. The record is from RefSeq and is a predicted model, not a curated record. Bases 283 to 3375 code for a protein of 1030 amino acids. Gene Ontology annotation, molecular function: microfilament motor activity; actin filament binding; ATP binding. Gene Ontology annotation, cellular component: myosin complex; plasma membrane; vesicle. The transcript is spliced from 13 exons.
AUCCAAGCAUGACUAAAUUCGAGUUGUCUUGCACUCCUCGAUCUCGAUGUUCUUGUUCCGCCUUCAAAGGGUUCUUGUGAUAUUUGACCUCCUUCUGGCAAUGAGAUUUAUUGUUCUAGUCAAAUUAAUGCAAACUUGCUAUCGGCACCAUGCAGUAUUACUCGGAAGUUUUCACUUUUCAAAAAGGUUUCAACUGGAGACUACGUUGACAGCUGACUAGGUUCAGCACCAACAACCAAUUCGGAAUGGAAUACAAGUGUAUCUUGGAAGAUUCCAGGGCCCAUGUCAAUCCCGACGAGAGGUUCGAAAGUUCGAAUGAAAUUAAAGGAUCCAUCCGUGAUGUUCCACAAUAAAGAGGUCGGGGUGGGGGACUGUGUCCUCCUCCCGGAGAUCUCCAUGGACUCGUUUCUGAGCAAUCUGAAGCAGAGACAUGAGGCCAGUCUCAUCUACACCUUCAUUGGGGAAGUGUGUAUCAAUGUGAACCCCUACCGAGAGCUGGACAUCUACAACAAGCAAUAUGUGAACCAAUACAAAGGCCGCGAGAUCUACGAACGGCCUCCACAUAUCUUUGCCAUCGCCGAGGCCGCUUACAAGACCAUGAAAAGGUCCGGCCACGACACGUGCAUUGUGAUUUCAGGCGAGAGUGGUAGCGGCAAAACCGAGGCAUCCAAAAUCAUCAUGAGAUACAUUGCUGCGGUGACGAAUGUGUCUGGGCAACAAGAAAUUGAAAGGGCCAAGAAUGUUCUACUCCAAUCCAACGACAUUUUGGAAGCCUUUGGCAAUGCCAAAACCAAUCGGAAUGACAACUCCUCGCGUUUCGGAAAAUACAUGGACAUCAACUUUGAUUUUAAGGGUGAUCCCAUGGGAGGCCAUAUUAAUAACUACUUGUUGGAAAAGUCCCGGGUGAUCUACCAACAAUCAGGAGAUAACAAUUUCCAUUCGUUCUACCAACUCCUGAAAGGCGGAUCUGAGGCUCAGCUCAAGAAACUGCAUCUGACCCGACGUCUAGAGGACUACAAAUAUCUCUGCCAAAAUAAUAACAAAUGCCAGAUGCCUCAAAAGGCCAACGACUUUCAAAAAGUUAUGAGUGGCUUCAAGGUGCUUGGUUUCUCUGUAUGCCAUUCUUCACCUUGGAAACUUGGAGUUUUACCAAGGCAGCUCGUGGCUGCCAUUCUUCACCUUGGAAACUUGGAGUUUUACCAAGAUGAGAAGGACACCACCCGUAUCCAGAACAUGGACCAUGUGGCCAACAUUGCCAAGCUCUUGAAUGUGGCCCAAACAGACGUGGUCGAAGCUUUAACCACCAGGGUUAUCGCAGCUGCUGGUCAGGUGAUGCGCAAACCCCAUUCUGUGGGCGAGGCGAAUGUUUGUCGCGAUUCGUUUGCCAAGGCCCUCUAUGACCGGCUUUUUACGUGGAUCGUGGGACACGUGAACGCGGCCAUCGAUCCCACUCUCCUGGAGAGUAGCCAGCACCACAACAGCACCGUCAUUGGCGUCUUGGACAUCUAUGGUUUCGAAGUGUUUGAAAACAAUAGCUUUGAGCAGUUCUGCAUCAACUAUUGUAAUGAAAAACUUCAACAGCUCUUCAUCGAGUUGGUCCUCAAGCAACAACAAGAGGAAUACGAAAGGGAAGGCAUCAAAUGGGUUCAUGUGGAGUACUUUAACAAUCAAGUGAUUUGUGAACUCAUGGACCAACCGCAUCACGGAAUCAUGGCCCUCAUGGACGAGGCUUGUCUGAAUGUGGGGAAAACCACGGAUCAAAUCCUCUUGGAUGCCAUGGAUGACAAGUUGAAGAACAAUAAGCACUAUUCAUCGCGGAAAGUGGACUCAGCCAAGAAUAAGAACUUGGAGUUUGGUCAAGACUUCCUCAUCAGACACUACGCAGGCGACGUGGUCUACAACAUCAAUGGGUUCAUUGAGAAGAACAAGGACACGUUGUUCCAAGAUUUCAAGCGCCUACUUUACAAUUCGGACAAUGAGAUUUUCAAGUCGAUGUGGCCUGAAGGAGCACACUCGAUCACACAAACUACGAAGCGGCCACAGACUGCGGCCACCUUGUUCAAGACUUCCAUGUCGUCCUUAAUGAAGACCCUUGCCUCCAAAGAGCCCUUCUAUGUCCGAUGCAUCAAACCCAAUGAGCUCAAAUCACCCCAUGCCUUUAAUGAAGAGCGAGUCAUUCAUCAGAUCAGAUAUCUUGGUCUUCUGGAGAACGUGCGAGUACGUCGCGCCGGGUUUGCCUUCAGACAGGAAUACACGAAAUUCAACCUGCGGUAUAAGGUAAUCUGUCCAGACACGUGGCCCAAUUACCGGAAAGGAGGGCCUCGUGACGCAGUCCAGGCCAUUCUUCGGCAUCAGAACAUCGAGAGUGAUUGCACCUUUGGCAAUACCAAGAUCUUCAUCCAAAGCCCUGAGACCAUCUUCAAAUUGGAACAAGUCAGAGAGAGUAAGAUCCCAAGUGUGGUGGUGAUCCUUCAGAAACACCUCCGAGGCGUACUAGGACGGCGUUAUGCCAAACGACUGAAGGCCGCUUACAAGAUUGCCAUGUACUACAAGAAAUAUAAGCUCAGGACCUUUGUGAAACUUCUGUCGGGAACAUUCAAAGAUGUGAAAAAGGCGUCGGAUUUGGGUAGAGGUCUUCCUUGGCCGGCGGCUCCGAAAUCAUUGGCCCAAACCUCGCACCUUCUCCAAAAGGCGUUCCUUCGCUGGAGGGCAUUCACAAUCCUGAGCAAAUACCCCAGGGAGGAUUGGCCAGAGAUGCAUCUGAAGAUCACAGCUUUGGAACUGCUUCGCGGGAAGCGAGCGGCGUGGGGCAUCAACCGGAAAUGGCGAGGCGAUUACUUGAACGAUCCCACAGAGAAUUUGGAUGUCCACGCCUACCGUGCCAGCCUUACCAAAGAAGGCGUGUCCACCAAGAUCGUGUUGUUCUCCGCCCGCACAGUCAAAUACAAUUGUCGGGACAAAAUCAACGAGCGCGCGAUUGUCUUCACGAAAGACAACAAGAUCCUCAAGAUGGACCCGAACAAGAAGUUCAAGAACAUGCAGACCUUCCAAUUCUCGGACAUCAUGAGCAUCAGUUUGAGUCCGGACCAGGGCAACGAGUUGAUCCUGAUCCACUUGAAGUCGAGCAACGACCUCGUGCUCUCUCUCCAGUCGAAACGUGGCGAGGAUCUGACCGGUGAGUUGGUGGGAGUGUUGGCGGAUCACUACUUGAAGAUGCUGGGCCGGCCUUUGAAUGUCCGGGUGAGCAAUCAAAUGGAGGCCAAAUCUGGCAAGAAGAACAAAGUGGUCACUGUUCAGGCUGCGGCGGAUUCCACGGGCUUCACCAAGGCGGCUAACGGAAGCAUUAUUUACAAUGCGGCUAUGAAUGGACACUGAUGCUUGGCUGGCAAUGUAUCUUAUUCAUGAUUGACACCAUUAUAUUAUACCCACACCAAAUGUGCUAUUCUUGCUUUUGAAGUUUUUCCCAAUGGAAGGAACAGAGCGCCAAAAUCCUGCUACUUAUGUGCUAUCAUCAUUAAAAAUCAUCCUUUUUCGAUACCCGUGCCAUUAUGCUCUAAUUUUGUGAUUAAAAUCUACAUUUCCUUGAAUAAACAAACUAUUGUUAAACGAUAACGAAA